Molecule: messenger RNA, 669 nt
Organism: Diuraphis noxia (Russian wheat aphid)
Lineage: Eukaryota; Metazoa; Arthropoda; Insecta; Hemiptera; Aphididae
Molecular function (GO): nucleic acid binding
Source: RefSeq, a predicted model, not a curated record
AUGCAUAAGUUCUUGAAUCGUCCAGAGUUCACUGCUCAAAUAAAUUCUUUUUGCUUGCCUCACAGUAUCAACUGGCCAUUUAUCCCCCCAGACACCCCUCACUUCGGAGGAUUAUGGGAGGCCAACAUAAAGUCAUGUAAAUCUAUUUUGAAGCGAAUUACUGGUACUCAAGUGUACACCCAAGAAGAAUGGUCCACAUUGUUCACACAAAUCGAAGCCAUCAUGAACUCUAGACCCCUGAGUGCACUAUCUGUUGACUGCCACGACUGCAACGUAUUAACACCUGGACAUUUUUUGAUUGGACGGCCUCUAAUCACUCUACCAAGCAAAGAUUACUCCACCACUCCAUCCAACAAGCUGACAAGAUGGAAUCUUCUACAACAACAGCAACAGCGUUUCUGCAAGUUGUGGUCGUCGGACUAUCUGCUAACGCUGCAGCAACGCUCGAAAUGGAGAACACCUAACGUGCAAUUUCAUGUUGGGGAUCUUGUCGUCAUCAAAGAUGAGAAUACACCAACCAACCUCUGGCCUUUAGCAAGAAUCACAGCAGUACAACCAAGUGCACGCGAUCAUUUGGUGCGUGUCGUUGCAGUCAAGACUCAAAACUCUUCCUAUACCAGACCUAUUACAAAGCUCAUAAGGCUACCACUACCGCAAGAGACUGAAUGA